This is a messenger RNA of Triticum aestivum (bread wheat), 1284 nucleotides long. RefSeq lists its product as uncharacterized. Bases 336 to 899 code for a protein of 187 amino acids. The transcript is spliced from 2 exons. NCBI's taxonomy places the organism in Eukaryota, Viridiplantae, Streptophyta, Magnoliopsida, Poales, Poaceae. The record is from RefSeq and is a predicted model, not a curated record.
UCCUCCCAGCCGCCGCCACUCACUCUCCCUUGUUUCUUGGGAGCUUGUCCCAUCGUCGCUGAUUCCCUCCUUCAUCGGGAUCCCCAUCCCACCAACCACCACAGCCGAGCGCCUCCACCUUGCUUUUAGCGCCACCCAACCAGAUCGCAACCUCCUUCUCCUCUUGCCGAGCCACCACACCCGCAGCCUCGCUGCCGCGAGCCUCCUGUCCUGAUCGCGCAGGCCUCCUCGUUCCUCCAUCUCGCGCAGGAGCUCGCUCCCGAGCUCAGCUGCGUUCACGCCCGAUCACCGCGCUCCUGGAUCCUACCGACCCCGUGCACCAUGAGCUCCCUCACAUGGUGCCCUUGUGCACCGGGCUCUUCAACAACCCCUGCGUCGCCCACGUCAAGCCGCCGCCGUGCCAGUCGCCAAGCCACGCCGCCGGAGCACCAGGACUCUCCCGCACCUCGUCGCCGAUCGGAACCGUGCCUCCUCCGCCGUCCCCGCGCUGCACUCCACUGCUGCUUCCCCUGCGACCCGAGAGCGUUGCCUCCUCUGCUUCGAUGCAGGAGAACGACGGCCUCGCUCAUGCGCACCUCCAGCGCCAGCAGGGCUGCGCCGAUCCGCUGUCCCAAGGCCAAGCAGCCGGCUUGCCCUGCGCCUGCCUCCCCCAGAUCAGCGUUGAGCCGGCGCCCUUCGGUCCCCGCGCUGCCGGCGAGCAUCAUCAGGCCCAGGAAGUGCUCCGCCGUCGUUGCUGUUCGCCGGAGCACCGGUGCCCCAAAUCCGCCGUGGCGCUGCCGUCCCGAGCUCCUCCCGCGCCCUUGCCUUGUCUGUGCAGCUGCGCCGCUGCCUGCCUUCGACCCCACUGCUCGAUCCCCUGCUUCAGGGACGAGACGAUGGACGCCCGCGCCGUGCGUUGACCUCGCCAGCAAGGCCCAGCGCCUGCGUCCAGCCGACCGGGCCAGGCCCAAUGUGAGCAGCCCCCUCCAGCCCCUCUCCUGUACACUCGGGCUAGUCAGAUUCGGCCCGCUUAUGGUUUUUUUUCUAGAUCCGUGGUUUUGCUGUUUAACCAGGGAUUUGUAGAUUUGCAGAAAAGUCCCUCUAGAUCAUGCAUUUCAUAUCUCACAAAUGAUGCAUCAUAUGUAAAAACUUGAAAUAUGAAAAAUGACUAGAAUUUCAUCUAGUUCCACAAUAUCCAACUUUCAUGCUUGUUUCAAAUGUUUAAAUUGAUGUUUGCAUCAAUUUGCUUAUAUGCCAUGCUAAAAUGAUUUAUUUCAUAACUAAAUAACCGUAACUCCAAAUUUA